UAAACUAACUAAAAUGCAGACUGAACUCCAACUCAGGAACUUAACCAAAUUCGAAGACUACCAAGAAGCUGAAGGAGAGGAUUUUGAGAACGAGCAAGGUUACAUUAUAUCCAAGGAAGUUGACAUCCAUGAAUACAAACUGGCUCAGCCAAUCGAAGAACAAGAAAUCAAAGAUAUUGUUGAUUACUUCGGAUUCACUAAUUUAGACAUCUGAGAUAAAGUAAACAGACUUGUCAAUUCGUACUGAGAUUUGCAAGAAGCCAACAACCAACUUUGGACUCGGAACUGGGAGAUAGCUAAGGAGUUACAAAAGACCAAGAAAGAAGCAAUUUUUAACAAGGAAAAUUUGCUUAAACAUUUAGGAGGAUGUAAUAGUCUUGAGAAAAAGAGAGAGCUGAGAUAUUACAAAUAGCCUUGUUGAAAAAUAUAAGAAGAAGUUUGAGAAAUCAAGAUCAAUUCUCAACAAAGCAGCAAUUUCUUGUAAUAUAGAUUGUUCUUCUACUUCCAAUAAUGAUGAGGCUGAAGAAUCUAAGUCUGACUUAUCUGAUUCGAUAAGUCCGUUCAAUAAAACUCAAGAGCAUCAAGACAAGGAGAAUGUGCCAUUGAGAGUCAACCAAUUUUCAAGAUCUAGAUCCCAGAAACCUUCCUUCUCAAGCCAAUUUUAUAAGUCUAGGUCUAUUCCAUUCAAAGCAAAGAAUGUUCGAGACGGUUGUCAGGACUGAGAAAAGACCAAAGCUACCACGAGCCACUUGAUUGAAACCAUCUUGGGCAGGAUAGAGACACUGAAGCAGGAAUCCAUUGUUGAUGAUAUUGAUGAUUAAACU
Molecule: messenger RNA, 824 nt
Organism: Moneuplotes crassus
Lineage: Eukaryota; Ciliophora; Spirotrichea; Euplotida; Euplotidae
Source: the annotation of a GenBank genome assembly